Messenger RNA from Aspergillus udagawae, 390 nucleotides. RefSeq lists its product as uncharacterized. Bases 1 to 390 code for a protein of 129 amino acids. The record is from RefSeq and is a predicted model, not a curated record. The transcript has 2 exons. Lineage: Eukaryota; Fungi; Ascomycota; Eurotiomycetes; Eurotiales; Aspergillaceae.
AUGCCCGCACAUCUCCAAGGUCAGCUUGCUGACCACGAGCACGGACUGCACAUUGCUGCUCUAGAAGCAGGCAGGGGUCAAGUAACGCGCCAGAACCCCGGCGCAACUACGCGCUUCACAUUCAAGAAUCCCUUCAAGAAGACGCCGCAUGUGCAGCUAACUUUGUGCAAUGCUACCGGAGACCAUGUGCCGACGGAGAUCUAUCUACUUGCUGAUAAUGGGCCAGCUGUGGAUCCGGAAGGUUUUAAUGUGGGAAUUUUCGCCAAACCAGGCCAUACGGCCGAAUUCAGAUAUUUGGCCAUGACCAUAUUGGAGUCCACGAGUGGUGAGAGUGGUACGACCGAGCCGAAAACAUCGAGCAGCACGAAGCCAAAAACCGCACAACCCUAA